Molecule: messenger RNA, 3244 nt
Organism: Linepithema humile (Argentine ant)
Lineage: Eukaryota; Metazoa; Arthropoda; Insecta; Hymenoptera; Formicidae
Product: A disintegrin and metalloproteinase with thrombospondin motifs 2-like
Biological process (GO): proteolysis
Molecular function (GO): metalloendopeptidase activity
Source: RefSeq, a predicted model, not a curated record
AAAUUGGUAAUAAUAAUCUUAAUAAAUAAAACUUACGCGCAUAUCACGCAAGAUAUAGAAAUAAUAUUACUACCGAUAUCGAACCCGACAGGAGUAGAAAAGAUACCAAUAACAAUGAAAGUUUUCGGACGAUUGAUUCAACUGAAUCUGCGCAGAAGUGAUAAAAUUGUAUCGCCUGCGUUCGCAGGAUGGAAAUAUAAUGCGAAAAGCGUUACACAGAAAUUGUUAAAAUUAAACGUAUCAAGUCAUUGUUAUUAUAAUAUUAUCACGAAGAUCGUAUCAGCUCUGCGGCCAUCAACUUUUGUCAUGAACAUGGAUUGGAAGGACUUGUUUUUACGGAAAACGACAAAUUGGAGAUUUGGCCUUUGCGGAACGAGUUUACGCCUAUGUGCUUAAUCGACGAUUUUAGAGAACAAACAAAACUUUCAUUUGGAAAACCUUAUGUUAUCAAAAGAUCACAGAAAUAUUUUGCUGAUUCAAAUCUUCACCACUGGGAUAUGUUUAAACAGAAGCGACGUCACGUACGCAAUACGCAACAAAAUUUAACCAUGAAACUUGCCGUUUUCGUCGACGAAGCAUCAUAUAAUACGUCCAUGUCUAUUUUGGAUAAUGAUGAGGAUAAGUUGCACAAUAUUAUAUUAGCAUACGUGAAUCGCAUCCAGGCUGCCUUUAAUCAUCCCAGUUUGGAUAUCUUUAUGAAUAUUACCUUAAUACGUUUGAAGAUGCCGACAGAACAGCUGUCAAAAUUGCCAGUUUCUGACGGCGAAGCUGGCCAACUGCUCGAUUCGUUUUGCAAAUAUGCGAAUUUUCUCAAUCCUACGAACGAUGAUAAUCCGAAUCAUUGGGAUAUAGGCCUUUACUUAACCGGAAUAGAUCUUUAUGUAGAUAUUCUAGUAAAACAUAAAGGGCAUUACAAAAGUGAGAGGAAUUUUGAGAUUACGGGAAAGGCUCACUAUGAAGGCGUAUGCGAUUCGCUUCUCUCAUGCGCGAUAGCAGAAUUUCGUGAUCAAUCUGAAGUCGAAUACUCUCUUACUGCUAUUGAGAAAAUUGGUGAACUUUUAGGACUUAUACCAUAACAAAGUUCUGGCGAUUCGCAAAUGAUCGUAACAUGGUCCGAGUAUAGUCGUAAAAAAUCUAAAAAACUCUGGGAAAAAAAAACGUGUCUUAGAGAUCAAGCAAAAACGAUGAUCUCUAAAAAGGAAAAUGUCGAUAAAUCGCGAAAGAAAUUAACCAUAGAACUUGCCGUUUUCCUCGACAAAGCAGCGUAUCAUAUGUACAUGCCUAUUCUGGAUAAUGAUGAGGAUAAGUUACUCAAUAUGAUAUUAGCAUACGUGAACCAAAUUCAAGCUUUCUUUCAUCAUACAAGUUUCGCUACUCCAGUUGAUAUAUUAUUGGUACGAUUGGAAGUUAUGGAAAAACAACUGUCAACUUAUUUUAUCGGCAAAGAAAAUGAAUUGCUCUCUUUGUUCUGCAAUUACGCGUCAAUACAAAAUCCUCCAAAAGACGAUGAUCCCGAUCAUUGGGACAUUGGCCUUUAUCUAACCAGAAUAGAUCUUUAUAAGAUAGAAAACCCACAAAAAUAUUAUGACAUGAUAGGAAUGGCUUAUACCAAUUCCUCGUGUACCCACUAUUUUUCGUGCGCCAUAGUAGCAUUCGGUACUACAGGUCUGAACACACCCUCGGGUUUUAUGACGUCUCGUGCUGCUGCUCGUCAGAUCGGCCAUCUAUUAGGAAUAAAUCACGAUAAUGGCUCUUUCGAUUCGACGUGUGCGAAAGACAAAUACAUGAUGGCAGAUUUGCAAUACCGUCGGGGCCAGAUAGCAUGGUCCGAGUGUAGUCGUAACAUUGCGAAAGAACUCUGGAAAGCACAACCGUGUCUUCGCGAUCACACGAGACGAAAAAUUCUCGAAGAUGGAUUAGAGCAUUCAAGUUAUCGCGAUUUACCCGGAAGGAACUGGACUGCCAAAGCACAAUGUCAAUUAUUUUUACGCGACAAAGAUGCAAACGUAAUCACGUUGCAUGAUAUAUGUCAAGUCUUACAAUGCGAAACGCCUCACGAGAAUAAGUACUUCUUUGCAGGACCAGCACUGGAUGGAACUCAUUGUGCACUCGAGAAAGAAUGUCGCGGCGGAGAAUGCGUGCCCGUAAUCAAACCACCUCUCCCAUAUUGUAAAGAAGAUAACUGGAGUGAAUGGGAGGAAGACUCCUGUAAAAGCAAUUGCUUGACGAAAUCGAAAGGUGUGGUAAUCAAACGACGUUCUUGCAAACAUGCUACUUACAAAACGGCUAGUUGUAAUGGGCCAUAUUACGACGUGGUUCUGUGUAAUGACUCCAGCUUUUGCACUAAAGAACGCAAAACGAUUGCCGAAUAUACUGAUUUAAAAUGCACCGAAUUCAGCUUUAUAUUGAAAUCAUACUACAAAGAAUAUUUCAAGUACGUACCGAAAAUUGGGCCAGGACAGCAAAACUCUCAUGACGUUGGGAAACCGUGGAUAGCCUGCACCAUAUACUGUCAACGAGAAGAAAAAAUAUUUGCUAAUUAUAGUAUAUUUUAUUUCUACACACCACGCCUGGAAUUGCUUGAAUUAGAUGUCAACCCAUACUUUCCAGAUGGAACGUGGUGUCACGAGAAGGAUGGGCAAGAUUAUUACUGCCGUCAGCAUUAUUGUCUGCCGAAAAAUUAUUCAAUCGAAGAAUAAUUACCGAAAACUUCUCGAUUUGUGAGAACAAGGAUCUAAGAGAAAAUAAAAUUGCAAAACGCGCAUAAGUCAAUUUAAAUCUGGUUACUAUUUGUUUAGUAUGAAACCGAGGAUCCAUUGAGUUAUCAUCGUUACUUUUUAUUUUACGCAGUAAAUAAAUUUUUUGUUAGCAAAAGACAAAUUUAUAUGUGGAAAAAUACGUAGAAUUAUCGACAUUAGAAACAAAUUCCAAUCAAAAUUCAGAAAGUUGUUAGUAACCGCAGAGAGAAAAAAAAUUAAUAUUUCUUAAUUGACAUGGAUCUGAAAAAAUAACAUAAUGUUAAAUCAGUGCUCAGAAUUAAUUUAGCAUCUGAAUCGACUUUCGUCAUUCGUAAUUUGCUUUUCUUUCUUCAUCGCGCGCGCCGUUACAGCUAUAACCAAUGCAUUAAAAGUUGCGCUAUCGAAGUAAUAAGUGGGUUCUUCUGCGAUAAGAAUAUCAAUUACUUAAUGUUCAAACCUCAUGAAUUUUAUAAUGAACUAUUGAAAUAUAUAUUUAUUACUUAUAC